Messenger RNA from Carassius gibelio (silver crucian carp), 1087 nucleotides. Its product is annotated as SLAM family member 5-like. The coding region runs from base 1 to 720 and encodes 239 amino acids. The record is from RefSeq and is a predicted model, not a curated record. The transcript is spliced from 4 exons. NCBI's taxonomy places the organism in Eukaryota, Metazoa, Chordata, Actinopteri, Cypriniformes, Cyprinidae.
AUGGAGGGAGAUUCAGUCACUCUUAACUCUGGUUUUAUUGCUAUUUCUGAAAUGGAAGAUUGUGAGAUUCAGUGGAUUUUUGGACGUGCAAGAACGUUAAUAGCUGUAAUCAAUAAACAGACCAACAGAUUCUCUGUGUAUGAUGGUGUUCUUGAUGGGAGAUUCAGAAACAGACUGAAGCUGGACGAUCAAACUGGAGAUCUGACCAUCACAAACACCACGAUGAAACAUGCUGGAUGUUAUAAAGCACAGAUCCUCUAUAUAAGUAUUGAUUACAACCUCAUUGUCUAUGCUCGUCUGCCUGUUCCUGUCAUCAGCCGAGUCUGUUCUUCUUCAUCAUCAUCUUCAAACUGUUCACUGGUGUGUUCAGUGGUGAUUGUGGGUCAUGUGACUCUCUCCUGGUACAAAGGAAACAGUUUAUUGUCCAGCAUCAGUGUGUCUGAUCUCAGCAUCAGUCUCUCUCUACCUCUGGAGGUGGAAUAUCAGGAGAAAAACAGCUACAGCUGUGUGAUCAACAAUCCCAUCAGAAACCAGACCACACAUCUGGACAUCACUCAACUCUGUCAACCAUGUUCAGACUCUGAACACUGUUGUGGUUCUACUGAAGCUGUGAUCCGAUUGGUCCUCUCUGCUCUGGUGGGCGUGGCUACUGUCAUUCUUCUGGUUUAUGACAUCAGAUCCACAAGAGCUGAUCAAGAUCAAGCACAGAUGCACCCAUAAGGGAAACCAGAUAAAACAAAAUCCCUGGAGACACAGAUCACCUUGGAAAUCUUGCGACUCCGAUCUUCUGGCAGUUUUCAGCAACUUUGUUGAUUCACCUUGGAGCAGUCAACCCAUGGAUUAAAUGACAAAUAACUCCUAACAGAAUUCAACUAGAAUCUACAAAUUAUACAUGUACCGGGAAACUUUACUCAGCAACUACAGAACCAAUGCAAGUAAUCGCUUGUUAACCAUUUAGAUGCGCUUCGAUGCUUUGAUUCCUUUUUAAUUAAGGUGAGGUGAUUCUUUGAUGGUUCUUAACAGGUUGUGAUUAGCUGAUGAGUAAAUACUGCUAUUAUGCUAAACUCUCUUGCAUGGGAGCGCUACC